AUGAAGUGGGCUUUUGUUCUGUGUGCCAUGGUGGCACUGUCUGAGUGCCUGCUCCAGGUCCCCCUGGAGAAGGGUAAAAGUGCCAGGGAGGCCCUGGAGGAGCAGGGUCUAUGGGAAGAGUACAGGCUCAAGUACCCAUACAACCCCAUGGUCAAGUUUGACCAGCGCUUUGCUGUGACUGGUGAGCCCAUGACCAACGAUGCUGAUCUGGCGUACUAUGGAAUCAUCUCCAUUGGAACUCCUCCUCAGUCCUUCAAGGUCAUCUUUGACAGCGGCUCAUCUAAUCUGUGGGUGCCCUCCAUCUACUGCAACAGCCCAGCCUGCAACAACCAUGACAAGUUUAACCCUACCACCAGCAGCACCUACAGAAGGAAUGGAGGAUCUCUCAAGAUCCAGUAUGGCACAGGCAGCAUGACUGGCUUCCUUGGAUACGACACAGUGACGGUUGGUGGAUUUGCUGUGAGAAACCAGAUCUUUGGCCUUAGUCAGUCUGAAGCUCCCUUCAUGCAGCACAUGCGUGCUGAUGGUAUCCUGGGCCUGGCCUAUCCACGUCUGUCUGCCUCUGGCGCUACUCCUGUCUUCGACAACAUGAUGAGGGAGGGCUUGGUCAGCCAGGACAUAUUCUCUGUGUACCUGAGCUCUAACUCCCAGCAAGGCAGUGUGGUGACCUUUGGUGGUGUUGACCCCAACCACUACUAUGGUCCCAUUACCUGGAUUCCCCUCUCCAAUGAGCUGUACUGGCAGAUCACAGUCGACAGUGUUACUGUCAAUGGUCAGGUUGUGGCUUGCAAUGGUGGUUGCCAGGCUAUUGUGGACACUGGCACUUCCCUGAUCGUUGGACCUCAGAGCAGCAUUAACAACAUCAACAGCCAUGUGGGAGCUAGUAGCCAGUAUGGAGACUAUCGUGUCAACUGUGCCAACAUUGCCCAAAUGCCCGAUGUGACCUUCCACAUCCAUGGACAGCAAUUCACCAUCCCAGCUUCUGCCUACGUCCGUCAGUCUCAGUACUAUGGAUGUCGCACUGGAUUCGGCAAUGGAGGUGACAGCCUGUGGAUCCUGGGUGAUGUCUUCAUCAGACAAUACUAUUCCAUCUUCAACAGAGGCCAGAAUAUGGUGGGUCUGGCCAGGGCCAGAUAA
Scomber japonicus (chub mackerel) is the source of this 1137-nucleotide messenger RNA. RefSeq names its product pepsin A-like. The record is from RefSeq and is a predicted model, not a curated record. Lineage: Eukaryota; Metazoa; Chordata; Actinopteri; Scombriformes; Scombridae. Bases 1 to 1137 code for a protein of 378 amino acids. Gene Ontology annotation, biological process: proteolysis. Gene Ontology annotation, molecular function: aspartic-type endopeptidase activity. The transcript is spliced from 9 exons.